This is a messenger RNA of Medicago truncatula (barrel medic), 1277 nucleotides long. Its product is annotated as WAT1-related protein At5g07050. The transcript has 7 exons. Gene Ontology annotation, molecular function: transmembrane transporter activity. Lineage: Eukaryota; Viridiplantae; Streptophyta; Magnoliopsida; Fabales; Fabaceae. Bases 46 to 1119 code for a protein of 357 amino acids. The record is from RefSeq and is a predicted model, not a curated record. Gene Ontology annotation, cellular component: membrane.
UAAGCUACUAAAUAAGUGCAAGAAAGAAACAUCAUCACUAAACUUAUGGAGAAAAAAGUAUUUUCUCCUCUACAUGUAUACAAAGAGUUCAAGCCACACCUGGUCAUGGUUUUAGCCCAAGUUGGCUAUACCUUUUUAUAUUUUAUCUCUGAAUCUUCCUUCAAUCAUGGAAUGAGUCCUUAUGUUUAUGUUACCUAUCGGCAUGUUCUCGCUGGGGCUGUGAUGUUUCCUUUUGCAUACUUUCUUGAGAGAAGUUUAAGACCAAAGCUGACACUUGUUCUUUUUAUGGAAAUAUUUGUGCUUUCUUUGUUAGGGAUCACCAUGGCACUCAAUUUGUACUUUGCAAGCUUAAAGUAUACUUCUCCAACCUUUCUUGCUUCCAUGUUCAACACCAUUGCUUCCAUUACCUUCAUUAUUGCAGUGGCACUCAGGAUCGAGGUUAUUGAUCUUAGAAAUCCACGUAGCAUAGCAAAAAUACUGGGGACCUUGAUAUCCUUAGCUGGUGUUUUGACCAUGACACUAUACAAAGGACCUGUUAUGAGAAACUUGUGGCAUCCUCUAAUUCAUAUUAUUCAACGAAAAAGUUCUUCUAUCAACGAGAGUGGAUUAAAGGGUUCACUUCUUACUAUCUCAUGUUGUGCCACUUUUUCUAUAUGGUACAUUAUGCAGGCAUCUACUCUAAAAAGAUAUCCUGCUCAAUUAUCACUCACUACAUGGAUGUGCUUUAUGGGAGCAAUACAAUCAGCUGUUUUCACAUUAAUAGUAGAACAUAAUAACACUUCAGCUUGGAUUAUAGGACUCAACAUUGACUUGUGGUCCAUAAUAUAUGGAGGAAUUGUUGGUGGUGGUUUAUUGAUCUACAUUCAAUUAUGGUGCACUGAGAAAAAAGGGCCUGUUUUUGUCACUGUAUUUAACCCUCUUUGUACCAUAUUUGUGGCAAUUCUAGCAUACUUCGUCCUUGGUGAAAAACUUUAUCUGGGCAGCAUCAUAGGUGCAUUUAUUGUGAUCAUGGGUUUGUAUCUGUUGCUGUGGGGGAAAGAAGGUGACAAAGAGGUUGAUUUCAAGACCAAAGUUAAAUUGCAGUACAAAAAUGGAGAAGGAGGCUUAGAAGAAUGUUGAAUAUAGCAUGUAAUUUUAGAUGGAAAUGUAGUAGAGGUGUCCAUCCAAAUAUUUAGAAUAAAAUUUGCACAUCAUGAGGAUUUUGUGUAAAACAAGGCUUCACAAAGUUUGUUUUCAGCUACUAGUUUUACAAGACAAAAAUUUAGUCUAUACCAGAA